ACCAGACCUGGUUCUGCCUAUGUUUGCUUGGCUACGUAAGUUAACGUCGGCGAAAGCAACGCCCGCACACACCUCCUUGGAGACCUCCUUGGAGGGAAAAUGUAAAGCUGGUUCUUUCGCUAGCAUCUUAGCACCGUGCCCGAACACUCCAUGCCCCGCACCGUAGGUGUCUGUCUCCUGUAUUCACCUCAAGACUAUUCAAUAAAUUCCCUGCCUGACCCGAAUACACAGUUUUCAUUCCUGGUACUCGUCACCAUUCUAAACCAAGCUCUGUCCUUUCGCUCGAAGAUCGUACUCACGAGACAAGAUGUCAAGCAGGGCGAACGCGCCCAACUUGACAUCCUUAUUGGAUGGCGGAAGCCAAGCCAACCCCCUAUUCAGGGUUCACGAGAGUUCACCGUUCGAUGCUGCUUCAGGGCGAAGCCCACGGCGGGCAUCACAAACCGAAGCUUGCCAUUCGGUCGAGACUUCACCUUCCAAGGAGAGUCUUUGGCAAAGCAGAAGCGCGCACCCGACACGUCGCUUCACGCCAUCUAGUGCAGCAGUGGCUGGGCGCAAUGACAGCCUCAUGUUGAACGGCCCAUCGGGGUUGCUACCUCCGACGAUCAUCGAAUCCGCCCCCGCCACCUCGCGAUCUUCUGCUGCUGCGAAUGACAGCCCAGAGGAACCUGGCAGGUCAAAGUUGUGCUGCGACUCGGUAUCUGAUCUUGGUUGGUUAGGAGGGCAUGAUAAUCGAACAAUUAUCCGCGGGCUCAAGACGGAAACGGGGUCUUCAUCUAAUGAGCCUAGUCUGCCUGACGCGGCUGACAUUUCCCCAUGCGUCAGACACAGUCGUCACACGGGUUCAGAGGCGCCGCGAUGCCACAGCCCCUCUAACAACCAAGAUGAUAUCGACACGUCCAAUUGCGCAUGUCCGGAUAAGCUCACCAUCUACAAGAAGCUGACCUGCGAAGAUCGCCGGAUUGAGCUUUGUCGUACUUUUGAUGAGCGUAGAUUCGAUGCCAUGAUCUACGGCCAACCUGAUGCACUCCCACCACCCCACGGAAUCUUUAUUGACACCGGCCCAGCCUCUAUGGGCGCCGCUGAAGCUGUGAAGAAAACCUGCAGACCAUUGUAUAUGAAAAUCGACCCGCGUAUUCAUUGGUCCCACAAUCGCUCCGACAAGUGGUAUAAACAGAUAAUGGAAGAGAUCAAAGCUCGCGGCGGACGUGAAACGAACUUCGGCAAGGCAGCCCAUCGAAUGAGAGUGCAGAGAAUUGCCACUGAGCGGCGUGUAUGUGCAGGAGAAUGAGAGUUGGAUGAGGGCUGCUAAGUGGAUGCGAGAAUCACGGGAGGUCUAUUUACAAGCCGCAAAGCUCGAGGCUGAUCAUGAACCGUGGGAACAUUUAUUCAGGAGGCGUAGAUAAUGCUUUUGAAAAUGGUGGGAAGUUGCAAAACUACAAGGCACUUACCGCAGCCUUUCGCCAAAAAGCAACGGGAAGAAGACGUUGAGAGCGCACUCGCUGCCGCCCGCAAGCAUCGGGCCGAGUCUGGGUGAUUAGGGGAACAAGCUAUGGGGCUUUUGCUGUGGUCGCUAUGCUGCCAUGGCAGCCGCUUGUUAGGUUUGGCACACAUCGCGGAAAGCACCACAACUGUAACGGCGUUCAUUUCAACCUGCAAGCCUUCAAUCGUAGCCAUACACUCAACGUACUAGGCUCUAUCAUCAAUCCCUCUGCUCCCUAACAUUCAAAUCGCGC
Colletotrichum scovillei is the source of this 1736-nucleotide messenger RNA. RefSeq lists its product as uncharacterized. NCBI's taxonomy places the organism in Eukaryota, Fungi, Ascomycota, Sordariomycetes, Glomerellales, Glomerellaceae. The transcript has a single exon. The record is from RefSeq and is a predicted model, not a curated record. The coding region runs from base 308 to 1291 and encodes 327 amino acids.